AUGCGACCAAAUGUGCAUGAAUUGCACACGAGGAGGUUCACAAUUCAUCUCACUGUAAUACUUCUUUUUCUUCCCUCCAUAUUUUGUUCGAAUCGCGAUGCGAAUCGAUUAUUUGAAGAUCUUAUAGCAGGUUUGUUAUAAAAUAACAUUUCAAAAAAAAACCCCUCCUAACUCAACAUUUUUUUUAGAUUAUAAUAAAUUAGUUCGACCGGUUCGAGAAAAUGGCGAAACAUUAGUUGUGACUUUCAAAUUGAAACUCAGCCAACUUUUAGAUGUGGUAAGUUUUUUUGUUUUUUUUAGAAAUCUGAAAAAAAAUUUUUCAGCAUGAGAAAAAUCAAAUUAUGACAACUAAUGUUUGGCUUCAACAUGUGAGUUUUUUUAUUUUUAAAUAUAGAUAUUUUCUUCAAAAUAAUUUUUUUGAAGAGCUGGACGGAUUAUAAAUUACAAUGGGAUCCGAAAGAAUAUGGUGGUGUAGAAGUAUUAUAUGUUCCAUCAGAUACAAUUUGGUUACCUGAUGUAGUUUUAUAUAAUAAUGCUGAUGGAAAUUAUCAAGUAACAAUAAUGACAAAAGCAAAAUUAUCAUGGAAUGGUACUGUAGAAUGGGCACCGCCAGCUAUUUAUAAAAGUAUGUGUCAAAUUGAUGUGGAAUUCUUUCCAUUUGAUCGACAACAAUGUGAAAUGAAAUUUGGAUCGUGGACUUAUGGUGGAUUAGAAGUUGAUCUACAACAUCGAGAUAAACAUAUGCAAAAAGAAGAAGAUGAAAUUGUUGAAGGAGUUGGUGGACCAACAAAUGAAACUGUUUGGAUUGUUGAUCAAGGUAUUGAUUUAUCUGAUUAUUAUCCAAGUGUUGAAUGGGAUAUCUUAGCAGUUCCUGGAAAAAGACAUGAAAAACGGUGAGUGUUUUUAUGGAUUCGGAAUGUAAGGAUUUCUCCUGAAUACCCAUAGAGGAUUUCUGACGAUAAUUUUUUCCUGAUUCAGGUUUCUCAUAAAAAAAUCUCUUGGGAAUUUCACUAUUUGAAAGGAACUUUACCUAACUUUUGGAAUAAAAAAUAUAAUUCUCAAAAAUGUUUUUAUACAGAUAUCCAUGCUGUGAAAGUCCAUUCAUCGAUAUCACAUAUGAAAUUCAUCUUCGAAGAAAAACAUUAUUCUACACAGUAAAUCUAAUAUUUCCAUCUGUAGGAAUCAGUUUUCUAACAGCAUUGGUAUUUUAUCUUCCAUCGGAUGGUGGAGAAAAAAUCUCACUUUGUAUUUCGAUUUUGAUUUCGCUGACAGUUUUCUUUUUACUUUUAGUCGAAAUUAUUCCAUCAACAUCUUUAGUUAUUCCAUUAAUAGGUAAAUAUCUAUUAUUCACAAUGGUUUUGGUCACAUUAUCUGUUGUUGUGACUGUUGUUACUUUGGUAAGUCAACUUUUUUUGUCAAGGAAUUUUUUUUUCGAAAAAUAAAUAAUAUUGUAGAAUGUGCAUUAUCGAUCUCCAACUACACAUACAAUGCCUAAAUGGAUGAAACGAUUAUUUGUGGAUUUUCUACCAAAAUAUCUUCUAAUGACAAGGCCACAGCCUCCAGGACAUCAUAGCAAGGUAAGCAAAAACUUUUUUUUGAAAUUAAACCUUCACGACAUACUAUAUUUUUCAAAAAAAAAAAAUUCUGAAAAACUCCAGAAGUUUUUUUUUUCGAACAAUUCUAGAUUGUUUCUGUUAUAAUAUUAUUCUACAGAUUCAUUCAUUCCAAAAAAACUAUUUAGUUGAAGAGCUCUGUAUAGAGUUUAUUUCAUGUUAAAAUCCAAAACUACAGUAACCUGUGGCAACACAAAAUAUAUCCAACACAAAACGUUUCACAACAUUUAUUCGAUUUUCACUUAUCAUUUAUCACGAGGGGGUAUAGCUCAGGGGUAGAGCGCUCGCUUUGCAUGCGAGAAGUCUGGGGUUCGAUUCCCCAUACCUCCAAUAAUUCUUUUUUUGAUUUUCAGCCAAAUCGAAGGUUUGAUCAACGUCCUUCGACAUUCAGUAUAAGCGGAAAUCAUAUUCAACCGUCUGAUUUAUUAUCUCCUGGCGGUUACGGAAACCACAAGGAGGAAUCAUCGUUCAUGUUACAUAGGUUGGUCAUUUUCAAAAAUUUAUGGAAUAAUUUUUUGGAAAGAUCACAAAUCUUUUUUUUUAAUUUCAAUUCGAUGUAGUUUUGAUAUAUUUUUCUCGAGGUCACCUAAGUCUUUUUGGCAUAAUUCAAAAUUUGGAAUUUCGACUUUUCAGUUCACAUUUUUUUCUUGGAAUUUAAAAUUUGAAGUUUCAAAAUUUCCGAAAAAUAAUUCCAACCGUUAUCAUUUUUGCAGAGAAAAUUCUCCUGUUCGAACGGCUGUAGAAAGUGUAGCUUAUAUUGCAGAUCAUUUGAAAAACGAGGAAGAUGAUAAACAGGUAAAUUUUCAAAAAAAAAAUUAUAUUUGCAUAAUUAGUUAAUUGAUUUAAUUAAUCAGGUAAUCGAAGAUUGGAAAUAUAUAUCAGUUGUUAUGGAUAGAAUAUUUCUAAUAACAUUUACAUUUGCGUGCGCAUUUGGUACUGUAGUUAUCAUUGCUCGAGCACCAUCAAUAUAUGACAACACACUACCUUUAGCAUGA
Molecule: messenger RNA, 2608 nt
Organism: Caenorhabditis angaria
Lineage: Eukaryota; Metazoa; Nematoda; Chromadorea; Rhabditida; Rhabditidae
Source: the annotation of a GenBank genome assembly